Molecule: messenger RNA, 3060 nt
Organism: Limanda limanda (common dab)
Lineage: Eukaryota; Metazoa; Chordata; Actinopteri; Pleuronectiformes; Pleuronectidae
Gene: pnpla8
Product: patatin-like phospholipase domain containing 8
Exons: 10
Coding region: 97-2292 (731 amino acids)
Biological process (GO): arachidonate metabolic process
Cellular component (GO): membrane
Source: RefSeq, a predicted model, not a curated record
UCACUUCCCGUCUUCUUCCUGUUUAUGUUCUCCGUCCAGCACCUCAUAGAAUGAAAUAUUUCGCCUGCGGUCUGUGUCGUGAAAGUGAGCAAACGCAUGUCUCGGAUCAGGACCACGUUGGACAGCGUAACCAAGGCAGUAGGCAGCACCGACCUCAUCGCCAAGUUCUCCCGCCUCAAGCCUGGUGGCGCCGCAGUCGGUAGCACCCAUGCGGAAAAACCCGAACACGCUAUGAAAGAGCAGGACGGAGGGGAGAAGAACACAGCAGAGGAAGAGUUGGACAAGCAAAGUCACCAAGUCAUAGAAAGUCCUUUUGUUGCCACCAAUAAGUCCACAUCCGGUUUAGCUUCAGCGGCUAAAGUGUCUGCCCCAGGCUCGUCCACCACUGUGGCCAAACAAACUACGCAGCUGUUUCACCCGACAGGUCUUUCAACAAACAUGGACGAGACCUACAACACUCUGGCUCAGCACAUCAAUAAUUACUUUGGCACCAACACACAGGGAGAGGAUGUAGAACACAGGCCACUGCAGCAGGACAGAGGAGGCGAUGUUCCCGUCUCGGAGCCUGUUCCUCACCCUGCUCCUCUGAGAACAGGGGAACACAUUCUUAUUUUGUCUCCGAUGGCGGAGGCCAAGAACAUUGAAGCAGCAACUACCUCUCCAUCAGAAAAGCACAGUCCACCAGUGGGGGUGCACUCCUCUGACACCCCUGCAACAGACAACAUAGCUCAACCCAUCCCGGUGCCAACUGCCUCCGCUAAAAAGGGCUUCACCCGCUACCUGUCCUACCCUCGGCCCAGCGUCCAGGCUUUUGUUGGCAACUACAUUGCACCACUGGUCCCAAAAUUUAGAAGUGAGUCCAAAAGCGCUGCAGCUGAGAAAGAGAAGGCUGCAGCAGUCGCUGUUGUAGAACCCGCUGGCGAGAAAAAAGAGGAGAAGACAGAUGUUGAGGAGAAAACGGAGGAAAGGAAGCAAGAGCUGUUGACUCAAAGGCAGAAGAUAAUCGCCAGGGUAAGUGUAGACAACAGGACCAGAGCUCUGGUGAAAGGCCUGCUGAGGGUCACGGACGUCAAACUCCUUACUAGUCGGGUGGAGGAACUCAGCCAUCACCUCCGGGAGUUCCCGGAGACACGAGGUGUAGCUAUCAAGGCGAGCGCGCUGCCCUGCCUGCUGCGAUUGCGCCAGGCCAGAGACCCUCCUCUCCAGUCUGCUGUGAGAGUAGCUCUGGCUCUGGUCGGCUACACAGAACCAGUCAAAGGCAGAGGAAUCAGAGUCCUGGCCAUCGAUGGAGGAGGGACCAGGGGACUGUUGGCCCUUCAAACUCUACGUAAAUUGCAGGACAUGACCGGGAAACCAGUCCACCAGCUCUUUGACUACAUCUGUGGAGUCAGCACAGGUGCCAUCUUGGCCUUCAUGUUGGGCAUGUAUCAAAUCCCCCUAGACGAGUGCGAGGAGAUGUACAGGAAGUUGGGCUCGGAUGUGUUCAAGCAGAACGUAAUCGUUGGAACCGUCAAGAUGGGCUGGAGCCAUGCUUUCUACGACAGUGCAAUCUGGGAAAACAUCCUUAAGGAACGGAUGGGUGAGGGGCACAUGAUUGAGACUGCCAGGGACCCAGACUGCCCAAAAGUGUCAGCAGUGAGCACCAUUGUGAACAGGGGAUUACCUCUGAAGGCCUAUGUGUUCAGGAACUACAGACUCAUGCCCGGAGUGAGGUCCCACUACCUUGGAGACUGCCAACACAAAAUGUGGCAGGCCAUCAGGGCCUCGUCCGCUGCUCCGGGCUACUUCCAGGAAUUUGUCCUGGGAAAAGACCUUCACCAGGAUGGAGGACUUCUGAUUAACAACCCAACAGCGUUGGCCAUCCACGAGUGCAAGUGUCUGUGGCCAAACACGCCUCUGCAGUGCGUGUUGUCUCUGGGCACCGGACGCCACGAGAAGGCGGGCAAGAACAACACGACCUACACGAGCCUGAAGACCAAGCUCUCCCACGUCAUCAGCAGCGCCACAGAUACAGAGGAGGUUCACACCAUGCUGGACGCCCUCCUGCCCCCGGACACCUACUUCCGCUUCAACCCCUACAUGAGCGAGGACAUCCCGUUGAACGAGAGCCGCAUCGAGAAGCUGAACUUCCUCAAGGAGGAGGGCGCACGCUACCUGGAGACAAACGAGGCCAAGCUGAGGAAGGCGGCGAGCGUGCUCAGCCAGGAGAAGGGCGCCAUCCAGAGGCUGGCCGAGUGGGCCAAGCUGAAAACCGACAUGUACGAGGGUCUGCCCUUCAUCUCCAAGCUGUAGUUGUUAGCCUGGCAACAGAAAGACCACAAAAAAGAGAGUUUUUAAAGGUAAGAGGACCCUGAGUGUAAAUACACUACCACUAAAUAAAAGGGCCCGAACUGGAUUUAUUAUUUUUUUAUUUCAAUGGAAAUCAAGAAUGAAAUGUGUAAAUAUUCAAGGUUUCACCUUCAUUUACCAAGCACUAAAAGAUGAUUAUUCAUAAACAAUUCAGACGGUAGUAAUGAUAAUAUUGUUAAAAUAUUUAUUGUUUAUAAGAUAGAAUUUCUAGGACGAAUGCAGCAGGUUGGAGCUGGUGCACGAUCCAACCACAUUUACUGUUGAGACAACUUUAUGCCUAUUAUGUAAAGACUGAUGCUCUUUCCCAUUUCCUGUAAUUUAACACAUGAUUGCACAGUAAGAACAGAAACAUGACUGCCUGUUUCUUUACACUCUACAGAAGAAAGACCUCAUGAACUUUUCUUAACUUUCAAAAUGUAAAUAAUAUUUGAAAUAUUAUUGAUUUUAUGAGUGUUAUUGUGAGGAAUGGAGAUUAAGAUGGAAGAAAUGCAUUAUUCUGUAUUGACACAUACUCCCACACUGAAAUUUGCUAACAUAAUAAACUAUUAGAAUAUAAUCCGUGUCAUCCUCGUGACAAAUCUAAUCUGUAGAUUAAUAUGUUACUUCGAUUAUGCCUGAAUUCCUUUUUGAUGCCACACCCUUUAUAAAUUUGAAAUGUUCUAAAAAAAAGAUUCUCCCCUCCCUCAUUAAUUUGUGGAAUGCAAAAAAAAA